Molecule: messenger RNA, 1311 nt
Organism: Maudiozyma barnettii
Lineage: Eukaryota; Fungi; Ascomycota; Saccharomycetes; Saccharomycetales; Saccharomycetaceae
Gene: RCI50
Product: Rci50p
Exons: 1
Coding region: 1-1311 (436 amino acids)
Biological process (GO): protein quality control for misfolded or incompletely synthesized proteins
Cellular component (GO): i-AAA complex
Molecular function (GO): misfolded protein binding
Source: RefSeq, a predicted model, not a curated record
AUGAGUUCAAGAAUAAUUCGUCCUGUAAGGAAAUGGAGUAUUUUAAGUAGAGUGUUGAGAACGAGAGAGAGCUCUCAGCUACAUAUUUAUAACGCAUUACAACCAUUUGGGGACCAUAUUGUAAAAUCAAGCAUAAUACCAGCUGAAAAACAACAAAUAUUUGGUUAUCUAGGAUUAGGAUUGGUUGCUAUAGGAAUAUGGUGGAACUAUUAUCCACAUAAUCCAUAUCCACCUAGUGUGAGCAAAUAUUUAAGAAAGGCUUCAUGGGAAGAAAUUAAAACGAAAGAUUACAGAAAGAGUAUUCUGUUUUAUACUGAUGCUUUAAAGGAAUGUAUUGACCUUGGAUAUGAUCCUGUGGAUGAAAAGGUUACUGGGAUUGAAAUUAAAAUUGGUGAAAUGUAUGAAAAACUUAAUAUGAAACAAGAGGAGACAGAUACAUACCUGAAAUUAUUAACAAAACUAUACGAGACAAUCAAUCAAUCCGGUGAUAAAACUAGGGAUAAUAAGUUAUUAAUAAAAAAAGACCUCAGUGUUUUGAUCAAACUGAUCAAGAACAUGGAAGCUAACGAUACAGUUAAAAAGAAUAUAUUACUAAAGCAUAUAAAUUUAGUGCAAGAAGAGAUCGAAAUAAGCUCCCCAGAAUUGGAUAAAAUCAUGAAGAAAGGGAAUGAAACAUUAUUCAUGAAUCCGAAAGAUAAAGGUUACGAUUCAAUCAUGACAAAUUUGCAUACAUUUUCAAAGAUCUUCGAACCGUUCAAAGAAGAAUUCAUUGUAUCCAGAGACUUAUAUACAGAUAUCUGCAAAAGUAGUAAUGAUAUUGACGGUGCUAUAUAUUCUAAAAUGAUAACUAUUGGAUGGAUGAUUGUUUCGGAUAUGGGUAAAGAAAAAAUAUUGAUGUCACAGGCCAACUUGGGUUCGUUAAUGUAUAUAAAGGCUGGAAAUAUCGAGAGCCUUAUAUAUCAACUCCAAAAGCAAGGCCACCAAGAGAAGAAUAGAAUUAAUAUUGAGAAUUUAUCAAAAAGAUAUAAUAAUGUUCUCAAUAUGUCUGAAAAAUACUACCAAUCUGUUUUAGAAAGAAGUAGUUAUAGUAAGAUUAGUUUCCCUGUUGGCGGAGAAGAAGAUACCAUUCUUUUACAGGCAAGAUUAUUAUCUAUGCAUGGAUUGGGUGUUAUAAAACUUCAUAAAGGAGAUAUACCUUCAGCCAACAGAAUAUUGAUGGAUACAAAAGCCUUAGCGUCCGAAUAUAAUUUUACUGAUUUCCAAAAUGCUUGCGAUCAUGAGCUGCAAACGAUCGCUAGACUUUCUGCAUAA